AGUAUCCCUGACUAUGGGCUUUGGAGGCGGGUUCUCCGGGGAUAUUGUCUUUGGAGUUGAACCUUGUUCUACAAACGCUCUCCCCAGUGCAUGCUCGCCAACAGCGACACCGCGAAGCCCUAAAGGGAAGGCUUGCUUUAUUUGACUUUCCCUUCUCAUUCGACGACAGCUUUCCAAGACUGCUAUGACGUCUCGCAGGUGGUUCCACCCCAACAUCACCGGAAUCGAGGCAGAGCAGCUCCUCUUGACCCGGGGGGUCCAUGGCAGUUUCCUAGCCCGGCCGAGCAAGAGCAACCCAGGAGAUUUUACUCUCUCUAUCAGGCGGAACAUUGAGGUCACCCACAUUAAGAUCCAGAAUUCAGGGGACUACUACGACCUGUAUGGAGGGGAGAAGUUUGCCACGCUGGCAGAGCUGGUGCAGUACUACACAGAGCAGCACAACCUUCUCAGAGAGAGGAACGGAGACGUCAUCGAGCUCAAGUACCCACUCAACUGUAAGGACCCAACCUCCGAGAGGUGGUACCACGGGCACCUCUCUGGGCGCGACGCUGAGAAGCUGCUCAUGGACAAGGGCAAGCCUGGCAGUUUCCUGGUACGGGAGAGCCAGAGCAAACCAGGUGACUUUGUGCUCUCUGUCCUCACCAACGAGGAGAAGCACGAGAACGUAGACCGCAAGACCAAGGUCACCCAUGUCAUGAUUCGCUACCAGCAGGAUGGGAAGUAUGACGUAGGUGGAGGAGAGAGGUUUGACACGCUGGCUGACCUGGUGGAUCACUACAAGAAGAACCCCAUGGUGGAGAAGAGUGGAAUUGUUGUUCACCUCAAACAGCCGUUCAAUGCCACCAGGAUAAAUGCAGCCAACAUUGAGAACAGGGUGAAGGAACUAAACAAAGUGGCAGACAACUCAGAGAAGCCCAAACAGGGAUUCUGGGAAGAGUUUGAGGUGCUACAGCAGCAGGAGUGUAAGCUCCUCUACCCCAGGAAAGAAGGGCAGAGAGCAGAGAACAAGAGUAAAAACAGAUACAAGAACAUCCUCCCUUUUGACACCACACGGGUGGAGAUCAGGGAAGCAGACACAGAUGUGCCUGGCUCCGACUACAUCAACGCCAACUACAUCAGAGUGAGUUCUGGAAGUAGUAUGCAUGAAGAGGGCCGCCACGUGGAGGAGGGCAAGGUGUUCAUCGCCACCCAGGGCUGCCUUCAGAACACGGUGGUGGACUUCUGGAAGAUGGUCUACCAGGAAAACACACAUGUCAUUGUCAUGACCACCAAGGAGAUGGAGAGAGGACGGAACAAGUGUGUGCGUUACUGGCCUGACCUCAACGCCACUAAGGAGUUUGGAAAAGUGAGUGUGAAGAACGUGGAGGAGUGUCCGGCUCAGGACUACAUCCUAAGGGAAUUGGAGGUGACGCGUUUGGACAGGAGGGAGCUGGUGCGGUACAUCUGGCACUACCAGUAUCUGAGCUGGCCUGACCAUGGCGUGCCCAACGAGCCUAGGGGAGUGCUCAGCUUCCUGGAGCAGGUCAACCGCACACAGAGCGCCAUUCCAGACACCGGACCAAUUGUGGUCCACUGCAGUGCAGGAAUUGGGAGAACAGGCACCAUAAUUGUCAUUGACAUUCUCAUUGACAUCAUCAACAGACAAGGAUUAGACUGUGACAUCGACAUUCCUAAGACCAUCCAGAGGGUUCGUCAGCAGCGGUCAGGCAUGGUGCAGACGGAGGCCCAGUAUAAGUUCAUCUACAUGGCCGUCCAGCAGUACAUUGACACAGCACAAAAGAGACUGGAGGAGGAGCAGAGGAACAAAACAAAGGAGAGGGAGUACUCCAAUAUCGAAUACCCCCAGAUGACCAACGCCCGGUCAAAACCCAACAUGACCUGUGUGUCACGCUCCUCCUCUGUUGUGACGGAUGACAACCCGUCCAACGUGUAUGAGAACUUAAACAUCAAGAACCCAAAGACCUCCGGGAGCAGCAGUAAAACCAGGAGGUGAAGUCCAGCCACGGACCUCUGCCUCUCUCAACCUCUCUUUUCAACAGAGGUGCCUCUUCGCCAGCGCCUGAUUCAUGGGGGACCUGUGGAGCUCUGGCCCCAAACCCCCUGGCGGUGGACCCUACCUGGGGUGAAGGUGGAGGUCCUGACACCUCCUAGUCUCUCCCCUUCUGCUGCCCUGCUGGCUGUCUGGAGCAUCCCCCCUCCACGGAGAGAGGGGUGUAAGUGCAGGGCUCUUGUCCUUCUAUCUUCAUCCCCCAUCCUCUAUCUCUCUCUCUCUAUGACCUCCACAUGACUUCAUGUCUCUUCUACAGGCUCUACCGUUUACUGACAGUGCCUUGUCUACAGACAUGUCUGUAACCCCCUUCCUCCUCCCACAGUAGUUCCAUCUCACCACCCAAACCCCCUAUCUAUCAACCAUCCCACCAGCCCAACAAAUGUCCUUUGCUUAUUUCUGUUGACUCAAACUAAAUCAAGAAAAGAAACAAACCAUUGUGUACUCUUGUGCGAUAUCAAUGUUUAAGUGAUGCUUUUCUCUGUCGUGUUCUGUCGUGAGGUGGAUGGGACAAGAAAGAUUGAGAAGAUUUCUCUUCUCACUCUCAGAAUUUGCUCCUCUCUCUCUCUCUCUCUCUCUCUCUCUCUCUCUCUCUCUCUCUCUCUCUCUCUCUCUCUGCUGGCUCUCAUCUACUUGAAUCAAAGACUUCAGCAAUGUUCUAUUCUUGCUAGCAGCAGUCAUUACUGCAGUGUUGAGCGAUUUUACCACGUGAGGCACUGGCGCAGACAAGCUUACUCAACCCUCUCUCAUACCUUCAUUUUGAAAGUCGAGGAAAGUCAGGGUAUUCGCAAUGGCUCUUUGUCAGUGAGUUGGGGUAAAAAAAAAGAAAUACCCCAACUCACUGACAAAGGAAUUUUCCAUUUGCCACAAAGAUAUUUUCCAUUUCUGUACAGGGAAGUAUUUCUUCAAUAUAAUUUGAGAUGUACUUGUUUGUCCCACCUGUCCCACCGAUGAUUUCUUGUGCCAAUAGAAGACGUGCAUGCUCAUCUACUUUAGGGAUUCCACCAUUACAGUUGCUGAGCGCCUAUUCAGUCAAUAUUAACAAACUCCUCUCCAGACUUACUCAUGAAAGGUUUCUAUUUAUUUAGUUUGAAUCUGUGUCCUUUCAAUGGAUUCUCGUUUAUUUUAUUGUUAUUAUUGGUGUGAUUUUGUAAUGAAAAAGCAGUGCGGUAUUGCCUCCAAAGGAAGAAAGAUCCAAUUCCAUAGUUAUGAAUUGAAAAAAAAGCAAAAUUUUCUGUCCUGCACUUGCUCUGCAGAUCCUGGUUUAUAUGCGGGAAAUUAACAUAGUUUGAGGUCAACGUUGGCCUCAGAGAAAGUCUACAAAGGUUUUCAUCCUAAUCGAAUGGCAUAAUAAACCGGGUUAAACAUCUGCCAAGCGAGAGAUAGGAGAAGAUGGGAGAGGACAGGAGAGGAGUCAGGAUGCUAGCCUGGCUCACUGACGUGGGCUGCUAUCGCUGAAGUCUUUAGCCAAACAUUACUGGGCCAGAUGGCCUACAGCCCAAGAAUAAAUAAUAGAUUUAUCUCCAAAAAGCAAUCUACAGAAUGGCUAUAAUCCAGGCUUGACGAUGGUUGGAGUAAAAACCGACGUUACUGAUGUCUUAAAGAGGGAGGCGCCGCACAGCAAAGAGCCUUCAGUAAUAUAUUUUUAAAUAUACAUGUACAUCAUGGGCAGUGGCUUCUUUCUGACAGACGUCAUGCUAACUAUUCUUAGCAUUUUGCAUAAAAAUCUAAUGUUGAAGGUGUUCACACUGGAUUUAGCCAGCGGCACAUUGAUGUCAUCCUUUUGAACAAGCCGGUUGUUUGGCUGCAUAGAGGUUGUGUUACCUGCUGUGUGAGUCGGGCUGUACUUGUACAUGGUUCAGGCCUUUUUAACUAAGGCUUGGCAGCACAUCUGAGGGCCGCAUUUGCUACAUCGUCUCUUGCUCGUCCACCAAUGCAGUAACUUUCAGUAAUACUGAAAGUAUGGAUUUUCAGUAUUUCCCUUUUAGCCGAAAUGUCUGUAUUUCAGAAAGCUAAAUCAGUCCUAGUAGGAUAUGUCAUUCUCAAUAUUGUAUUCAUGCUACAUUGAGCUCCAAAACUAUUGGGACAGUGUCACACUAUUUGUUGUUUUGGCUCUCUACACCAGCACUUUUAACCAUGAUUACGGAUAGUCCUGAAUGAAUCGUGAAUAAUGAUAAGUGAGAAAGUUAGACACACAAAUAUCAUAAUCCCCCAGAAUGCUAUC
Molecule: messenger RNA, 4271 nt
Organism: Oncorhynchus gorbuscha (pink salmon)
Lineage: Eukaryota; Metazoa; Chordata; Actinopteri; Salmoniformes; Salmonidae
Product: tyrosine-protein phosphatase non-receptor type 11-like
Exons: 16
Coding region: 185-1993 (602 amino acids)
Biological process (GO): protein dephosphorylation
Molecular function (GO): protein tyrosine phosphatase activity
Source: RefSeq, a predicted model, not a curated record